AUGCCUGCGGAAAACGGUGAACAACAUCUCAAGGAAGCUAAGGAAAAUCAUUUAGAGCAAACCGAAAAUGAGGUCCCGAGAGAAAAGAAUGAGAUAGAGUGGCUCAAAGAAGAGGUGCGCAAGUUCACCACAGUCGUCACGAAUCCAAGUGUUCGUCUUCAACUGCAGGCGUAUUCAUCCCUGUGCAAGGUUAUCAAACAACUUGAAACGCUACCGGAACCAUUUAUCAAAGGAAUCGUGAAGAUUGUCACUACCGCUUGUGUUUUCCGUUACUCGCACAAACAAAGCUUCAGGGCUGUAGAGAAUCUUCUGAAUGCCUUAGCCAAACAUGAGUCUGGGGUAACGGCGAGGUCGCUGGCGCAGAGUGUCCAAACACUCUUUCCGCUGACCUCGAACAUAAGAAUACUUAAGAAGAAACUACGAAUUGCAUGUUGCAACAAACUGCAGGUUCAAAGAUUGAUCCAGGGAAUUACUGAAGUCAGUAAGGAAGCUUCUGCAGCAAAGAAGAUGACAUGUUUGAUAUCAAUUCUAUUUACGGUGUAUGAUGGCUUAGAUCAUAACUUGUAUCUUGAUAUUUUUUCCAAAUCAGUUUUGUUUCCAAAAACUCGAGCAGAGCAAUUUGUUAUCGACAACUGUAAUGAAGCACUUAGUCAAGUUGCUGAAUCAACGUUUUGCGAUUCGCUAUUACCAAAUAUCAAAAAGUCAUUGCUCAGGAGUCCGGAAGUCGCUGUUUUUGGUGGGUUAACGCAUCACCAAUUUUUUCGCUCCUUGUUCGCCCUUAUUUAUCUCUCAAUAUUCUCCUAUUUACAUUGCUCAGUUCUAAUUUGUUAAAU
This is a messenger RNA of Strongylus vulgaris, 833 nucleotides long. NCBI's taxonomy places the organism in Eukaryota, Metazoa, Nematoda, Chromadorea, Rhabditida, Strongylidae. The record is from the annotation of a GenBank genome assembly.